Molecule: messenger RNA, 7062 nt
Organism: Grammomys surdaster
Lineage: Eukaryota; Metazoa; Chordata; Mammalia; Rodentia; Muridae
Gene: Gas7
Product: growth arrest specific 7
Exons: 14
Coding region: 1-1431 (476 amino acids)
Biological process (GO): actin filament polymerization; neuron projection morphogenesis
Cellular component (GO): actin filament; plasma membrane; cytoplasm
Molecular function (GO): actin filament binding
Source: RefSeq, a predicted model, not a curated record
AUGGCCGGCGCCCGCUGCCGGACCCUGUACCCCUUCUCUGGGGAGCGGCACAGCCAAGGUCUGCGCUUCGCUGCGGGCGAACUGCUCACGCUGCUCCAGGUCCCGGACGGUGGCUGGUGGGAAGGAGAGAAGGAUGACGGGCUCCGUGGCUGGUUCCCCGCCAGCUACGUGCAACUGCUAGAGAAGCCUGGGAUGGUCCCCCCUCCGCCAGGAGAGGAGAGCCAGACGGUCAUCCUUCCACCUGGCUGGCACAGCUACUUGUCUCCUCAGGGCCGCCGUUACUAUGUCAACACGGCUACCAAUGAGACCACCUGGGAACGUCCCAGCAGUUCUCCUGGGAUUUCAGCCAGCCCUGGCCCUCACAGGAGCUCUCUGCCUCCAACAGUGAAUGGAUACCACGCAUCAGGGACCCCGGCGCACCCUCCAGAGACUGCCCACAUGAGUCUCCGAAAAUCCACCGGUGAUUCCCAGAACCUGGGAUCCUCAUCGCCAGGCAAGAAACAGAGCAAGGAAAACACCAUCACAAUCAACUGUGUGACAUUCCCUCACCCGGACACGAUGCCUGAACAACAGCUGCUCAAGCCGACCGAGUGGAGCUACUGUGACUACUUUUGGGCGGAUAAGAAGGACCCCCAAGGCAAUGGCACAGUGGCUGGGUUUGAACUGCUUCUGCAGAAGCAACUGAAAGGCAAGCAGAUGCAGAAGGAGAUGUCUGAGUUCAUCCGGGAAAGGAUAAAGAUUGAAGAAGAAUAUGCAAAGAACCUUGCUAAGCUCUCACAGAACUCCUUGGCUGCCCAGGAGGAAGGCUCCCUGGGAGAGGCAUGGGCCCAAGUAAAGAAGAGCCUGGCAGAUGAGGCUGAAGUUCAUCUCAAGUUCUCUGCCAAGCUCCACAGUGAGGUGGAGAAACCCCUGAUGAACUUCCGAGAGAACUUCAAGAAGGACAUGAAAAAGUGUGACCACCACAUCGCUGACCUCCGUAAGCAGCUGGCCAGCCGCUAUGCCUCAGUGGAGAAGGCCCGCAAAGCCCUCACAGAGCGGCAGAAAGACCUGGAGAUGAAGACCCAGCAGCUGGAGAUCAAGCUGAGCAACAAGACCGAGGAGGACAUCAAGAAGGCACGGAGGAAGUCCACUCAGGCUGGAGAUGAUCUCAUGCGCUGUGUGGACCUCUACAACCAAGCCCAGUCCAAGUGGUUUGAAGAGAUGGUGACGACCACACUGGAGCUGGAGCGGCUGGAGGUGGAGAGGGUGGAGAUGAUCCGACAACAUCUGUGCCAGUACACACAGCUGCGGCAUGAGACGGACAUGUUCAACCAAAGCACAGUCGAGCCAGUGGACCAACUGCUGCGGAAAGUGGACCCAGCCAAAGACAGAGAGCUAUGGGUCAGAGAGCACAAGACAGGCAACAUCCGCCCAGUGGACAUGGAGAUCUAGAAAUGACUGUAUGGUCCCGGGGGUCCUGCUGAGGAGAGGGGCUGGGGUCCCAUGGAGGAGGGGCUGUAUCUGCCCUAUUACCUGCUAACCUAUCCACUGAGGAGGAAAAGAGUCACUGAUUCCAGAAGGAGGGCCCAGCAGGGGCUCCCCAAUAUUCCCAGCCCAUAAUGAUGGACCCACAGCCCUGAUUUCACCUCGAAGACUGAAGGCUUCCCUCUAACUCCCAUGCUGUGCUUGUCACUCUGAGAACCAACUGAGGCUAGAACCCUGGGGUCCCUGCUGAGUUCCACAGGGGUGACCAUCGCACACCUGUGCCCCAUGUAUCCAAGGCCUAUCCUCUAGUGGGAUUGUAAUCUCCAGGACUAUGGUAGAGGAAGGGGGGUGUCUCUGUCUCCAAACAAUGUCAGGAUCAGAAUCAAGGACAGGAAGCAAAGUGAAGUUCACAUCCCGCACCCAUGACCUUUUUCAGUCCUCCCUACUCCCCCCUUUGCAUUCUGGGAGCCCACAAGAGGGGUGGGGUUUCUUCCCAACCCAAAUCUGGAGAGGUCAAAAUGGAACUACCUCAGUUGGCACAAACAGAUCAUGGCUCCCGUCAGUCUCAGAUUCCAGAUCUGGCAUUUGAGAUGUGAAUUUUAGAUUCAGAUCAGGCAUUGGCUCUAAAGUCUACCACAAAGUCUCAAUCUACCCUUUCCUCAACCUCUUUCUCAAGGAGGAGAUUCCCCCACCUCACCCUGAUAGCCCUUUCCAGACUCAAUAGAGGAUGUUAUCCCAAGUCCUCAGACGGCUGUAUGCAUGUUCAAAGGCUUUGCGGGUGAAGUCUCAUAAAAUCUUGUUUGCCACAUGCCCUGCCCCGCCCCUCAACACUAUGACAGCCUUGACCAGCACUCUGCCAUGCUGACUACAGACCAUGUGCAACAGCAGUGGUAAGAGUCAGGUUUGGUUAUUCUCUAGAAUGACUCCAGCUGUGGGUGUGCCCAACGAGGUAGGAACUGCUGUCCCCCUUACUGCCAUUGGUCAGUGGUGCAGAUUCUCAUGAUUGUAGAUGGUUGCCACCCAGGAAGCCAAGAGACUUUGGGGAGUCACACAGUGAGUGGGGGCAGGGCAAAUUCUAGCUGGGAACUUCCGCCGGGGGUUGUGGGGCAUUUUUCCUCAUCCUUCCCACAGAUGACUUUGUAUUUGACCUGUCUAUCUUCUCAAAGGGCAGAGUCCUCUGAGCACCACUCACAUCUAUCCAUCUCACAUGCUCAUUGCAGAUAGCUUACUAAUCUUGGACCUUUUGGCAGCCCGUCCACAGAACCAUCGCUCAUGGUUGUUGGCAAGAUGCCUAAUACACUAAAGCAAACUAAGCACUGUCACUUUUUCUUACUGAAACAUCUCCACCAUAAAGGCCAGCAUGAGGACAUUUUACCAACUUGUGCUCAGCAUGGAGCGUGACACCAGCCUCUGAUAUUAGGACAUCAUUUCUUGGUUUCCUUAUUAAAAACAAAAAAAAAUGGGUGCUAGUGGUAAUUUGCUUUGUGGCUUAGCAACCUAAUUUGUGAGAGACGGUCAAAUUCUAAGUCUUGUCAUGCACAGGGAUUUUGGGUAUCACAAUGUGGCUCACAACUUUGUUCCUUCACACACUCCCACCCAAAAGGUUCAGAAUUCCCUAAGAUGCCACUUCCCCCAGCAUAACAGCAGUUGGCUGAUGUGAGUCAAUUCUGUCUGAGGCCAUUCUCUUUUUGUUGUCACCUUACUUCCUUUUUAAUCUAGCCAUACAUACCUUUCCCUUCUUUUAUCCCCUUCCUUCCAUUGUUCAUUCAUGAAGAGUUUUGUUAGAGGCAAGCAAUCUGUAAUCUUUCAUCUGAAAACAGGCUACAGCUCUGUCUUUCGAAGAAACCCUUAAAUGUCCUGUGUAGACUCUUUGCCUCUUAGUGAGAUAGACUUAGCACUCCUCUCGGAUACUCUGCCCAUUUGAGUUCUCAGUAGUACCAGCUAUAUGCUGGUUCAUGUGCAUCUGGUUUAUGUGCAUUUGAGGUCUCAGUGGUCCUGGCUGUACGCUGGUUAACAUAUAUCUGUUCAUUUGCACACUCAUUUUCUCAGUGAACGCUAGAAACUGGGUGCUGAGUGCUGGAACUAGCCUUGUGUCUAGGAGGGUGCCCUUCAACUUGCUCCAUCCCCAGGUAGACAGGUGUGUUCUGAUGCUUCUGGACAGAAGGAACAAUGCAUUUUCCAUCCUACCCACUGAGAUUGUUGAAGUAUUAACUAUGCUAAGAGAUCUCGACACAGCAGUGAGAUCUGAGUCUCCUUACUACCAAAUUCUCGGCUCACACGCAGCUUCAAGUUCUGAAAUGGCUUCAACUGGUUUCCAGUAUUUUGUCUCCUUAUACUACAAACAGGGAGAGUAAGAACAUGGAGGAGGUGGGUGCCUGGAAAUGAUACCCAGAACUAUGAUCAUGACAGAGCAAGUGUCCAGCUACCCUCAUAGCACCCAGUGAAUGAAAUCAAGAAGGUGAUGAAGAGCAAGAACCUGAAAGUACUUACUGAGCUGAGUGUUCAAGCUGCUGUGGUGGUCUUUAGUCUCUGUGUGGUGCUGGGGACCCAACCAAGAGUCACGUGUUUAGACCAGUGUUUUACCACUUAGCUACACCCAGGUCAGCUACCUUGCUUUUAUGAACACGUCAGUCUGAGAGGAUCUGGCUGGGUUUAUUAAGAGUGGGCGAGCAUCCAUUGUCCAGGCUAAGAGCAGCAACAGCCCUUUCUACCUGCCCCCACCUAGGAGUGCCAAGGCACUUAAGCUUUGUCUGAAAAACCCUGAUUUAAAAAAAAAUUCUCUAAAAUGAAUGAUGUUCAAAAAAAAUGGGUUAGUUGCCAUGACAACCUCCAGGAAGAGAUACUUGUUUCCCUUCAUUAUUUUCUAGUACUUUUGAACAGUCCCACAGUGUACAGGCCAUUUGAAAGAUGUGGCUGGCAGUCCUGGGCUGUCUCUGCUAUGGGGGCCACCUUUCUACCUCCACACAAGACCCUGUUGACUCAGAAGGAUUUCUGCAAUGGUUGAUUAAUAGCUGAAGCAAAGUAUACAAAUUUGUGACAGGGGUUUGUGUAUAUUCCCUCUGUGAAAUCCAGCCAAUUAUCAGGGUAGUAGAUGGGUGCGAGAGAAUCUUGGCUAAGCCAAAGCCCCUUCAUGGAAAUACAAGCCAUAAAAUUCAAAAGGUGUCAAAAGACCUUGGCUUGUUUGGUGGUUUGCUCCCGUCUGUGAGUAGACUUGACAAGAAGAAUUUAAACAGGAGUCUGAAAACCUGCUAUUACUAGGAAGCUAAGAAAGGCAUUUUACAGAUAUAAAGUAGGGGAGCGGGUCAGCCGCCUGAUGGUCUAGCCUGGAGACCCCCUCAUUGCCAGAGUUGUUACCAUGCCACAAAGCAUCUCUCCACCUCCCUUUUCAAGGUGAUUGAGGAAUGAUUAAAAUAUAGUACAAAUCACCCUUUCAAGGAAUGCAGUUCUACAAACAGAUCUUUUCAACCACAACCAAGUUGGGUAUGCCACCAUGUCAAUUCCCCUUUUCCCACCCCUGAUCUAGCAACCAGUUCAAUGUUCUAUCCCCAUAAUUUUACCUUUUUCUACAAUGCCAUGUAAAUGGAGUCACACUGAUACAACCUUCUGGGUCAGCCAUGAUGUCAUGUGUGUCAGUAGAAGGUCCCCUUUCUCUGCUGACUAGUAGUCUAUCAUAUGGAUAGGCCCCAGAUUUCCUUAGUUUUAAAAUGAGUUUUUUAUGCCCUGGAAGUCAUAGUCCCAGAUCUCCAGUUUGUUUGUAUAACUGCUUCCAACCCACUGCUACCCGUGUUACUGGGUCUCCCACCCAGACACCAGCUGUUCCUUCCAGUUGGUGAUUCUAGUUUUGGGUUAAUGAAGAAAACAGGAAGGGGCAGCAACAGACUGUCACUCUCCGUUGCUGCAGCAGUAAAUCUCUCAGUACAAGAAGACCCUCUCCCUCAGGGGGCUGUCACCUCAGUCCUCGGUGGCUUUGUAUUUUAUUGAACAUUGACCCUUGGGUAUAGCUUGACCCUUCCCCAAAUCUGUUUUACCAUCUGUCAUUUGAGGGUGCUUGUUCUAAAAGGCCUAUGAGUCUUUCACCUCCUGUGUCUUCCCCCCCAUUGCCUAUUUGCACCCUAUGCACGUGGUCAUACAUAAGCUGAGUCGUCUCCACAGCUGUGGCCAGAAAUCCUCACGAUGGGCACUUUUCUAGGUAGAUCCAAAUGGAAUUAAUUCAUGUCACAAACUGAGAGAAUUACUUAGUUCCUCUCAGAAUCCCUGAAGGAACUGUAAGUCAGUACCAGCCGCUUCUGGGUCUGUCCCAGGAGUGAGGACAGCCAUAAACACAGAGUCAGCUGAUCAAGCCCUUCUUGCUCACUGUAGUUUGAUUUGCCAGCAGUCAUCCUGAGACUAGCUUGAACCUAUACCUGUGCGAUAGUGGCAGAGGUAAGACCAAGUUCAGUGGAGGCCAGGCCAGGCUGAGGGUGGAGCCCUCUGGGACCUAGUCCUCUAAGCUGUCUUGGUCAGGUGCUGCUGAGUGAAAGGUGGAGCCUAUAGAAGGCUCUUGGGAAGCUCCAGGUAGACGGAAAUGUUCCUAGGUUCAGGUGAGAGCCAGAUCUGGGGACUCAGAACACAAGGGUCUCAAGAUAGGAGGCAAAGCUGCUAUUCCCCUGAGGUGGAGGGGGCUUUUCUAACCCCUCAACUGCUGGUUAACCAUUUCUGAGGUGAAGGACCUGCUUCUCAAGGGGCAGGCUCUAUUGGGAGCCCAAGAUCAAGGCUCCCCUGCCCUGAUCUUCUAGUGUUGAGUGUAGCUUUCGGGGACUGAACUAUGGAGACUUGGGUUGGGAGUAUGGAUGGCCUUUAGACCUUUUCUGGGUGAUAAGAGGGAUGUGGGCCCUUUGUGUUUAAGGAGAGUUUCUAAUGGGGCUGUGCUGGUAGAGUUCGAAGGGCCAGAGCCACAGUAUGGCACCAAGGCAGAAAGGAAGAGCUGAGACGGGCCCUGCCCUGUUCCCAGUCUGUCCUGCAUCCUAAGGUCACACCCUGUCAGGACUUCUAUGUGCUCACCUGUCCCUUCCCGCAGCUUCCUCAACAGACAGGUUCUUGGACCCAGGCACCAACAUUCUAAGGGACACCAGCCAACCUGGGUGAAGGCCCAACUCUGUACGUCUUCCCUUCCCUGGGGAAAGAGAUGUUCAGAAGCAUUCCCUUGCAACCUGAGUACAUCAGCGAACCCCAUGAAAGUGGAAUUUUCUAACAAAAUAAACUUGCUCGUUUGGUCUGUUUUCUGUAACUUUUGCUAAAUACUUUAUACAUUUUUAAUGUUGUAAAGCGGUGUCUCCUGCCAGAGCUCCUCACCCAGGAUGAAUGUGUUUACUCCACGCUGUAUAUCUUUCCAUGCUCCGGCUGCCUGGACCAGUAAAUAAAAUGGAUGUAAUAUAAGUUGUAAGUAACAUUGUCAAGACUCAGAUCCCAAUGGAGGCUGCAUGCCUCUCCCACCCCAUGAUAGCACCUGUGUGUAUUAAUUCUGAAGAAUUAAAUGUUUAAAUUAGAGUUUAAAUGUUGACAGCGUUUGCUAUGUAUAAUUGCCCCUACACCAUUAUAAAGUGUCUUCAGGAAUUUCAA